AUGGGGGAUAAGUGGCCAUGGGUUCAGCAAUUCAAGAUACAGCCGAGCCGUCGACCAACGGCCUCUGCAUUGCUGCACUGUGCAGGUGUCACCUUGUACAACCAUGUGUUUCUUGUGCUUCCAGCAUCUGUGGCCCAGUGGGUGUGGAGGCCACCCGCCGACCUGCCAGACCAGGCUCCGUCCCUGCUGGAGCUGAUCGCCGGGGUGAUAGGCAACCUCCUGCUUUUUGACUUGCAGUACUUCAUUUGGCACCUGCUCCAUCACAGGAUUCGCUGGCUGUAUGUCACCUUCCACGCAAUCCAUCACAAUUACUCGUCUCCCUUUGCUCUUGCGACUCAGUGUCUUGGUGGCUGGGAGCUGGUUACAGUGGGCUUCUGGACCACCCUGAAUCCUGUGAUCCUGAGAUGUCACCUGUUCACUACGUGGGCCUUCAUGGUGUUGCAUGUAUACGUUUCUAUAGAAGAUCACUGCGGCUAUGAUUUCCCCUGGUCCACAUCUCGUCUGAUACCAUUUGGCAUCUACGGAGGGCCCAGCAAACAUGACGUGCACCAUCAGAAACCCAAUACAAACUUUGCACCGCACUUCAGUCACUGGGACAAAAUAUUUGGCACACAUGCUGAUUUCAGCUUCUCUUCAGCUACGAAGUAAACUAUUGCAAGCAGUGAGACGUGUGUUUUUGUGCUUCUUUUUCAAAUCAUGUGCCUGUAAAACAUUUUUGCACACAAAUAGAGCAAAAUUACUGUCAGUACUGUGCUGAUAGUUUAAUGUGUCUUUAGUGACAGUUGCCAAUUCAAUUAAAAUGUUAACAUUUGAACUGUGUGCAUAAUCUAAAUGUGUGGUUUAUAAACUUUGAAAGUGAUCUUGAGCUUUGGCCAUGGCUUAUCAGUUUUUUCCUUAAAAGAAACCUUGUGUUUUCAGUGCAUGCUUAUUUUCUCUUAGUUUAAAACUACAACAGGAAUGUAUCUAGUUAUUAGCAAUGCAAUUGUGUAAUUCUGAGUCAAUGCUGGUGUUAAAAGUAAUGUGACCAGUGACAUUCUAUUACUCUGUGUUUAGUUGGUUCUAUUUUGUGGUUAUUUAUUCCCACUUUAUUCCCAGGGAAACAAAAAGGUUUUGAUAGUUUUUAACUAGCUGCUAGUUAACUUAUCGUUAUUUAUCUUUAAACUUUCAUGCAAGCAAAAAAUUGAUGUGACAACAGAUAAACAUCCGCUACUGCAGUAUUUGCUCAUAGCAGUGUUCUGCUGGUAUAUUGUAUUCCAAAUGGUUGUAAUUUAAUAAAUUUCUGUG
Oreochromis aureus is the source of this 1284-nucleotide messenger RNA. RefSeq names its product cholesterol 25-hydroxylase like 1, tandem duplicate 2 (gene ch25hl1.2). Gene Ontology annotation, molecular function: C-4 methylsterol oxidase activity; steroid hydroxylase activity; iron ion binding. The transcript has a single exon. The record is from RefSeq and is a predicted model, not a curated record. NCBI's taxonomy places the organism in Eukaryota, Metazoa, Chordata, Actinopteri, Cichliformes, Cichlidae. The coding region runs from base 1 to 648 and encodes 215 amino acids. Gene Ontology annotation, biological process: sterol biosynthetic process; cholesterol metabolic process.